This is a messenger RNA of Helobdella robusta, 309 nucleotides long. RefSeq lists its product as hypothetical. The coding region runs from base 1 to 309 and encodes 102 amino acids. NCBI's taxonomy places the organism in Eukaryota, Metazoa, Annelida, Clitellata, Rhynchobdellida, Glossiphoniidae. The transcript is spliced from 2 exons. The record is from RefSeq and is a predicted model, not a curated record.
AUGGAUGGCAAGCAGUCGUCGAAAGAAAUUGACGUCAGCCACUUUUUUCUGGAACAUUCUUCUGCAUUACAAGGACGAGGUUGUGUGGAUGUAGCCAGUUGCCGCAUAAGUCUAAAAAGGCAAGAAAAAAAUUUGUUCUCUGUAGGAAUGAUCCAACGUUUGAGAAAUGGAAAGUUAAUUGAAAUAUUUGUUGUUAGUUCGCACGUAGAGGCAAUGAAAACAUUGUCCAGCAUGAUUCCAUUGAAUUUCAGGCAGUCGAUUCUAAAACUCGAAUCCGCAUUCACAUUUGGCGCUUCACUAGGCAAUUAA